AUGGCAGGCAAGCGCAAACGAACCCAGGGCGGCGGGUCGACGACCAAGCAAAAGCCCAAGAGCGAGCACGACCUGAUUGGCGCCGAGCAGGCCAGGGCGCACAUCAACGCCCAGGCCGGCGGCAAGGUCGUCAUCCCGCAGAAGCGGUGGUACCGGCAGCGCGCGCACGCCAACCCGUUUUCCGACCACAACCUCGCCUACCCCUCGAUGCCCGAGACCAUGGACUGGUCCACCAUCUACCCGUCCUUUUUCCACCCGCCCGCCGCACCGGGCCACGGGUCCACGCCCAAAGCCGACACGCAGGGCCGCGAGCGCGCCGUCGAGUUCGCCGAUGUCGGCUGCGGAUACGGCGGCCUCAUCAUGGACCUCGCCCCCAAGUUCCCCGACACGCUCAUGCUCGGCCUCGAGAUCCGCGUCCACGUCACCCAGUAUGUCCACGACAAGAUCGUCGCGCUGCGCCUGGCCAGCGAGAGGGGCAAGAUCGACGUCGCUGCCGCUGCUGCCGAGGAGCAAAAGACGGCGGCGGCUGCGAAGGCCGACGGGGGCGAAACUGCCGCCGCCGCCGCCGCCGAUGAGAACAGAGCUGCCGACGCGGCCGAGGCCACAUCAACAAGCUCGGCACCGGCACCGGCACCAGCACCACCCGCACCAACAGCGACGACGGACGACGACGUCGAGACGCAAGAGGAGGCGGCGCAAAACGCGGCGCUCGUCUCGUCGGCGCACCUGGUGGCGGGGUCCUACCAGAACCUGGGCGUGCUUCGCGCCAACGGGAUGAAGUUCCUGCCCAACUUUUUCGCAAAGGGGCAGCUGUCGAAGCUCUUUUUCCUCUUUCCGGACCCGCACUUCAAGUCGCGCAAGCACAAGGCGCGCAUCAUUUCGCCCACGCUCCUCGCCGAGUACGCCUACGUGCUGCGGCCCGGCGGCAUCGUCUACACCAUCACCGACGUGCGCGACCUGCACGUGUGGAUGGUGCGCCACCUCGACGACUUCCCCCUCUUUGAACGCAUCGACGAGGAGCGCGAACUCAAGCACGACCCGUGCGUCGAUGCCGUCAAGUUUGCCACCGAGGAGGGUAAAAAGGUACAGAGGAACAAGGGCGACAAGUUCUUCAUGGCCUUCCGCAGGCUGCCCGAUCCGCCGUUUGGGCAAGAGGAGCUCUAG
Pseudozyma flocculosa PF-1 is the source of this 1164-nucleotide messenger RNA. RefSeq lists its product as uncharacterized. Gene Ontology annotation, cellular component: tRNA methyltransferase complex. Gene Ontology annotation, biological process: tRNA methylation; RNA (guanine-N7)-methylation. Gene Ontology annotation, molecular function: tRNA (guanine(46)-N7)-methyltransferase activity. The record is from RefSeq and is a predicted model, not a curated record. Bases 1 to 1164 code for a protein of 387 amino acids. The transcript is spliced from 2 exons. NCBI's taxonomy places the organism in Eukaryota, Fungi, Basidiomycota, Ustilaginomycetes, Ustilaginales, Ustilaginaceae.